AUGCCGCGCACACGCUCGUCCAAGGCGAGCAGCUCGGCGUCGUCUGUUACAGGCGUGCCUGCCGCGUCUGCUCCUCGGAACAACCUGGCCUCCCAGGCUGGGGGCAGCGCGACAGCACGCUCGACGCUGCUUGGUGUCAUUACGCGUCCUCGACACUCUGACGCUGCCAUCUCGUACGACAGCUCGCCCCACCACCCCGUAGACGACGAGGUCAGCGACCAGAGCACGAUUUCCAGCUAUGCGUCGUCGAUCGGCACCGUCAACGGAUCCCCACCAUCCGACGAUGAGCUCGAGCGCAUGUACAAGGGUUACCUCGAAAAGCCCAAUGUGCUCACCCAGUCGAGCUACAAGCACUCUGAGUUUGGUCACUGCAACAACCCCAACUACCGCUACACGUCACAGUACAACCCUGCAGAGCCUGUCACGCCCGAGGCCGAGCCCCUGCCCCCAUACUAUGUGCUUUUGACGACCUACAUGAGCUACACUCUGCUCAUCUUGCUGGGUCACAUCCGUGACUUUUUCGGCAAGAAGCUCUACCCGUCGUACUAUGAGCACCUGAUGCCCCGCGACGGCUAUGCGGCGCUCAACUCGGACUUUGACUCGUUCUACAUUCGUCGUCUCAAGGUCCGCCUUGAUGACUGCUUCUCUCGCCCCGUCACGGGUGUUCCCGGUCGCACCAUUAUGCUUUUGGACCGCUACACCAACGACUGCCGCGAGUCGUUCCACCUGUCGGGCACCCAGACGCGCGCGCUCAACGUCUCGUCGUACAACUAUCUCGGAUUCGCUUCGUCGACUGGCGGCUGUGCUGAUGCCGUCGAGGAGACCCUCAAGCGUUAUGGCCCCGCUGGUGCCGCCACGCGUCACGACGCCGGCACCCUCGACCUCCACAACCAGGCUGAGAAGCUCACCGCCCGCUUUGUCGGCAGCGAGGCGGCCAUGAUCGUGUCCAUGGGUUUUGCGACCAACUCGACCAACAUCCCCGCGCUUGUUGAGAAGGGCUGUCUCGUCAUCUCUGACGAGUUCAACCACGCCUCGAUCCGUUUCGGUGUCCGUCUCUCGGGCGCCUCGGUCCGCACAUUCAAGCACAACGACGUCCACGCCCUCGAGGACCUCCUCCGUGACUGCAUUGCCCAGGGCCAGCCCCGUACCCACCGUCCUUGGAAGAAGAUUGUCGUCAUUGUCGAGGGUCUCUUCUCCAUGGAGGGUACCAUGGUCAACCUUCCCGCUGUCAUCGAGCUCAAGCGCCGCUACAAGUUUUACCUGUACGUCGACGAGGCCCACUCGAUCGGUGCUCUUGGUCCCAACGGCCGUGGUGUCUGCGACUACUUUGGUGUCGACCCCCGCGAAAUCGACAUUCUUAUGGGUACUUUUACAAAGUCGUUUGGCGCCGCCGGUGGUUACAUUUGCGGUACAAAGGACCUCAUCGACGGCCUCAAGGUUCGCUCCCAUGCGUUCUGCUACGCCGAGGCCAUGUCCCCGCCCGUUCUCACCCAGAUCAUUGCCUCCAUGGCGGCCAUUAUGGGUAUUGCUCCUCCCCUUGCCACCCCCGUCGACCUCGACGAGGACGUCAGCGAUUCGGUCUCCAUCUGGUCGCGCCACCAGUCGUUCGGCCCCGCCCCCCGCCAAGAACUCCCAGUGUGGUUCAGCCUCCCACCCAACAUGGCCAACGGCACCGAGGGCCGCGAGCGUCUCCGCCGUCUGGCGUUCAACUCGCGCUACCUCUCGUCUGGUCUCCGCAAGCUCGGCUUUAUCGUGUACGGCCACCGCGACUCGCCGAUCAUCCCCCUCCUGCUCUACAACCCCGGCAAGAUGGGUAUGUUCAGCCGCAUGAUGCUCAACCGUCUUGGUCCCGACAAGACGCCCAUUGCCGUCGUCAUCGUCGCCUACCCUGCCACCCCGCUCAUCACCUCGCGCGUCCGCUUCUGUCUCUCGGCAUCCCACACCAAGACGGACAUUGACCUCCUCCUCCGCGCAUGUGACGAGGUGGGCGACAUCUUGAACCUCAAGUUCUCAUCCGAGGGCCCCCACUGGCCCGUCGACAAGGUCAUCGCCAGCGCCGAGGAGCUCGUCGCUACCACCGACCUCGACCUGGUGCAGUAA
Messenger RNA from Apiotrichum porosum, 2100 nucleotides. RefSeq names its product serine palmitoyltransferase component (gene LCB2). NCBI's taxonomy places the organism in Eukaryota, Fungi, Basidiomycota, Tremellomycetes, Trichosporonales, Trichosporonaceae. Gene Ontology annotation, cellular component: serine palmitoyltransferase complex. Gene Ontology annotation, biological process: ceramide biosynthetic process; sphingosine biosynthetic process. Gene Ontology annotation, molecular function: serine C-palmitoyltransferase activity; pyridoxal phosphate binding. The transcript has a single exon. Bases 1 to 2100 code for a protein of 699 amino acids. The record is from RefSeq and is a predicted model, not a curated record.